This is a messenger RNA of Serpula lacrymans var. lacrymans S7.9, 855 nucleotides long. RefSeq lists its product as uncharacterized. Bases 1 to 855 code for a protein of 284 amino acids. Lineage: Eukaryota; Fungi; Basidiomycota; Agaricomycetes; Boletales; Serpulaceae. The transcript is spliced from 4 exons. The record is from RefSeq and is a predicted model, not a curated record.
AUGCCGGUCGAGACACAUGGCGGAGAUAGAUCCAAAAUAACCUUGGAUCUGCACAUGGCCGAACUCAAACGAUUCAUGACCGAUAAUAACUAUAUGGUCAUGAUAACAGAUAAAAAUUUUGGAAUAGCCGUCAUUAGGAAAGACUGGUGCAUAAAAAGAUGUCUGUCACUGUUGUCCGACCCCGUUCAAUAUGCGGUUAACACUACUUCCACCGGACAGAUCUCGAUACUCGGUUGGACCAAACUCAAAGCUUACCGGCUUUUUGAACGGUGUCUGCAACUGGCCCAUUCGGAAUUAUUAACACAAUUUCAAGGAACAAUUUACCGAGUGCUCAAUUUGGAAGAAUUGAAUAAGCGUUGGUUGAACCGGCUUUUGAUCCGGGAUGACAAUGAUGCGGCAAUAGACCCGCUUAUAGUCCUGAAGAGCCAACUUAACCCCGUAUGGAACUAUUUUGAUGCUAAAGAAUUGCAGACAGGCAUUGUUUCCUCAUGUUCAUGCACCGGCCCCGGUUGCAAUGACCUGGUGGUGCAUGACUCAGUGUUAGUCCGCCUCGGUGAAAACCAUCCCCGUGCAGAGCAGGUUGAGGCCGGCGGGUUGGUGGCUUUGGCCGCUGAUCCAAUGGACUCCUUGUUUCUGCCUGUGGGCAGACCCCCCCAAGCGGUGUCUGAGCCCCCUGCACUGUCAUCCUCUGACUGUUGGGUCAUUGCGGAUGUGCAGAAACUCAAAUUUGCAAAUAAAUGUGCCUUGCUUGAUUGCAAAAAGCCAGAGCUUAGAGCACCGGUAGACUGGAGCACCUAUCAGAUUGAAGAUCAGAUAGUGGCGCCGUUCAAAAGCAUGGAGAUUGGCUGGGAUUGA